GGGGAAAUCUUACUUGAUAACUCUUCAAUAGGAGAUUUGAAACGUGUCAAAGAUGGCUGCGCCCUGUUGGUCGAUCUUUUCACUGCUGUAUUUAUUAUUUGCAUUAUUGCUUAUUCGAAGUGUGUCAUUAGAUAAUACUGAAUCGGGCAGUUGCAAAAAAGAUGAUUCUAAUGAAAAGGAUAGUUCAUGUGGUUGUUCAACCAGUCGCCAACACUCGGAGAAUGAAAAACCGGUUGAGAAAGAUCAUGAAAAGUUGAAAUACUCUCAAAAUAAUGCUCAAAAUGUUGAAAGUCCGUAUGUAAGAACCAAUCAAAUGGUACCAAUACCUGCAGGAACAUUUACAAUGGGGACAAAUAAACAAGUUUUUGUUGCAGAUGGUGAGGGACCUGCAAGAAAAGUCACUCUUAAAAAGUUUUACAUGGACAAGUAUGAAGUCAGCAAUUCUGAGUUUGAACUAUUUGUGAAAUCCACCGGAUACAAGACAGAGGCAGAGUCCUUUGGUAACUCAUUUGUAAUGGAAAUGUAUGUCGACAAAAAAGUUUUGGAAACAAUAACACAAGUGGUGGCUGCAGCACCCUGGUGGGUUCCUGUAAAUAAUUCCGACUGGAGACACCCUGAAGGUCCAGGGUCAGAUAUAAAACACAGGAUGGAUCAUCCAGUUUUACAUGUAUCAUGGAAUGAUGCUGUAGCAUUCUGUAAAUGGGCAGGCAAACGUUUACCAACAGAAGCUGAGUGGGAAUAUGCUUGUAAAGGUGGCCUUGAUAACAGAUUAUAUUCCUGGGGAAAUGCAGAACAACCUAAAGGUGUACAUUGGAUGAAUAUUUGGCAUGGUGAAUUUCCUAAAACAAACACAGAAGAUGAUGGAUAUGGGGCUACUGCACCAGUAACAGAGUUUCCUGAACAAAAUAAAUUUGGAUUAAAGAAUAUGAUUGGAAAUGCUUGGGAGUGGACACAAGAUUGGUGGGAAGUUAAACACACAGACACACCGAAAACAAAUCCUAAAGGACCGUCAAAAGGGACUGAUAAAGUCAAGAAAGGUGGAUCAUUUAUGUGUCACAAGUCAUAUUGCUACAGAUACAGAUGUGAUGCUAGAAGUCAGAAUACAGUAGAUAGCUCCGCCCAUAAUCUCGGCUUUAGAUGUGCUAGCGAUAAUCUACCAGAUUAUUUACAACAUUAAAUAUCAUUUCCAGUAUAUCAUGUUCUUGAAAAUUUUCCAUGGAGCAUAUAAAUAGUUUGUCUUCCAUCUCAUCUUUCUAUUAAUUUUUUUUCCCAUUUUUCAUUGCAUCAUUAUUGUCCAUUGACUGAAAUGACAGAUUUUGUAAUGUGAAGGUCAUUCUCAUUAACCUUUUGGUGGGGAUAUUAGGUCAAGGUCAGUGAGGCUUAAAACAGAUUUUCUUCUUUUCUUCAAUUUAGCUAAAAAUAGAUUUUCUACUUUUCCUCACUGAAGAUAAAAACAGAUUUUCUAUUUUUCCUCACUGAAGUUAAAAACAGAUUUUCUACUUUUCCUCACUGAAGAUAAAAACAGAUUUUCUACUUUUCCUCACUUAAGUUAAAAAAAUAUUUUUUUCCUCAUCUUUCCUCAUAGUGAAGGAAUGAUUUUAGCUCUGUCAAAGCAACAGGUGGGAUUUAAUUUUAAUGUUAUUGAAGAAAAUGUCUGUUUUUACACAUUUCUACAUUUCAUCUUUAUUGUUGAUCAUUAAUUUUACAGAUUUUUUUUAAUGUGCAAUGUUUUUUUGUUAUAAAUGUAAUAUAUCAAUUGAUAUCAUAAUAGAAAUCCUUAUAAGAUGAUGUACUGUGAUAUAAUGUUACUUUAUUAUUAUAUUUGAAUUUCAUGUACAGGUAUAAUCUAUUUUAAAUUAGGAGAUAAUUGAUAUAGGCAGAAUCUUUGUUUUGAAUAUGCAUUAUUUGUAGAGACCUAUAUACCAUAUAGCACCAUGUAAUUUGGAAAGUGAAGUUUUUUGGGGAUUAUAAUUUGUAACAACAGUUUCUUUGGCAUGGUAGUUUCUCUCCAAAGUGUUUACCUUUCUCUGAUGCUGUGAAUGAUUUUUUAGCAAGGCUUUUUAAAGAACAGGGAGAGCUAUUGAACUCACCCUAAUGUUGGCAUUGCCGUCAUGCUUUGGUUCACUUUGUGCGUGCAAGUUGGUAUCUUUAAAAUUACUAAAGGGAAUGGUUUGAAACUUCAUACACUUGUUCUCUGUGAUUCUUUAACAUGAUGGACACAUGUCCCAUAACUCUUCAGUUACCCUUUUACAGAGUUAUGCACUUUUUCUUGUUAUACAUGUUUCUUAACCCUCAAUCUGCCAAAAAAUUUCCAGAUUCCAUUAUUGGAUCUAUCUGUUAUCAAUUUUUGGGAUAUUAAAAUGAUGUAAAUCUGGAGGAGGGCUACUGUAAUAUUGAACAGCCUGCUCUACACACAUGUCAUUAUGAUGAUACAUGUAUAUCUGAAGAUUUUUUAAAUAAUGAAUAUGACAAAGGUUUUACAAGUAUCUUUAAAGAUAUAGUGCUCAUUAAUAAGUUUGCUGUCUUUUUUGCCUGAUUUCAUGAAUGUGUUUGCUUUCUUACAAAAAAUAAACAUUUGUAGAAACUUUGCAUUUCUUUCUAGUGUAAAUUUGUGUUUUUGAUGCUUUUUGAUUUGUUUUUUUUUUUUGUUGUUUUAUUAAUGUUUUGUUUUUGUUUUUUUUUAUGAAAUCAAACUAACUAUUUUGAAAAACUUGGGUAUUAGAUCGUUGGGUGGGAGGAAUGAAAGAUUUGUAGGAAUAUUUCUUUGUGGUUUUCUAUGUGGUUAGUACAUUUGUAAAUCUGAAUGAAUGGGUUUAGAUCAUAAAUGAUAAAUCAGGUUUCAUUUCAUGUUGUUACAGUUACUGCAAUAACAUUAUUUUGCAUGACAAUAAUAGAAUUUAUAUUUUGGAAAAAAAAGAUUUGAGUCUGUUGUAUUCAAAUAGUGCAUUCAUUUUUGAGUCCAUUGUUAUGGCACAAGUUCAAAUGUACAAUAAUGUGAUUAUAAAGUCCAUCUUGUACCUUCAUGCAGUCCAAUGAAGCUGUUCACUGGUUAUGAUUUUAAUAUUUCCAUGUGUACAAGUUUUCAGGUGUAUCCCUGAUUUCAAGAUUUUUUUUAACUUUUAAAACCCGUCUUUUUUCCAAAUAAAUAAAAUUUUCAUGAGUUCAGCUUGAAUGUAGUCAUGAAAUCUCCUACUUAAACAGUAAGCUGUUCCAUAUUUAAAAUAGAACAAAUCUAUAACAUAAACUACAAUAGUGUUAAGAUGAAUGUAUGUAUUGAUUUAUAAUACUAUACGUUUGUAAUGUCGCUUUUCAUUGAAUAAUCAUGGCGUUAAUAUAAUUUAUAUACAAGGCUGCUGUCAAUUUAUGAAGUAAUUUCAUUAUUUUCUGUCUAGCAUUGGAAGUUUGUAGUAUUUUAAAUUUGUAAUAAAGAUUCUUGACAGGUUAUAUGGCUGUAUAUAAAUGGUUAUUUUUGCAGUAUAAACCUUGCGUAACCGCUUCGGUUAUAUAUACUAACAACCAUUUACAUAGGGCCAUAUAACCUGUCAAAAAAAAGUUUUAUUAUUAAUGAUAUUUGUUGAUCUGACAAAUUGUCAUAUAUUCACCUUUGUCAGAUAAUGUUUUCUUCUCUAGUCUUGUGUUGUUGAUUUCCUCAACAGAUCAUCUCUACACAAUCAUGUAUCCACGUACUAUACAUGUAAUAAGGUAAUGAUUGUGUUGUAGUGAUCUUGAACAUAUAUCUGUCCAUAUAUCAGCUUACUAUCUAUAUGAUAUAAUUAUUUUUCUGCCUAUUUAUAUGAAUAAUGGAAUAACUACAUGGCAAAAAUUAAAUAUUGUAAUGACACUGUUUUUGUAAAAUAUUUGUAUAUUUUUGCAAGUUUGAGAUACAAUCUAUGGAUAUUUUAUAUGAUAUAAAAUUAUCUUUGCUUGUUUUCGAUUUUUUUGUUUUUCUUUUUUUUUUUGGGGGGGGGGAGAUAAGCCCACCCUACUACAUUACACCACCUUACUGAAAUAUCCCAACUACAGCACAAAUAUAUUAUACAAGAUCUUUGCACCUUUGUUUUAUUUUGACUUGAAAUGCAAGAACAAGAUUUAGAUUUUGCACUCAUUUUCUAUAGCCCCCAGAUGAUUUGCCCACUUCAAAAUUUUUUGUCAACUUUGUUUUAAAUAUUAGCAAUAAAAAAGUAACCAAAAUAGAGACAGACCAAGUUUUAUUAACAUGAUAGUUAUUUUUCUAUUUCAUGUUAACAUUUGCGCCGCGCCAUGACAAAAUCAACAUAAUGCCUUUGCGACCAGCAUGGAUCCAGACCAGCCUGCGCAUCUGUGCAGUCCGAUCAGGAUACAUGCUGUUCGCUUGCAAACCCUGAAACAAGUAGAGAAACUGGUAGCAAACAGCAUGGAUCCUGAUCAGACUGCGCGGAUGCGCAAGCUGGUCUGGAUCCAUGCUGGUCGCAAAUGCACUCUGUUGGUUUUGUCAUGACACGGCUCAUUGCUUCUGUAAAACAGAAUGAAAUUUUUUUUAUAACUUUAUUGCUUUGUACAGAUUUAUAAACUGUUGUUAAUUAUACUCAAUGCUUGUACCAAAUUGUUAAAUCUUUUGUGCAAUACCAAAAAAUUGUAAUUAGCUUUAUUUUACUCCAAGACUGUCAACAUUACCAUGGAGGAAAUAGGAAUUACUUGCAUACUGGGUACCUGCAUGGCUGAGUGGUUAAGGUCUCUCAGUUGGCAUUACAAGCACAUCUUUGCUGCUUGUUCAAAUACCAUAAGGGACUUGGAAUCUAUUAUGUGUGGAAGCUAUACUGAUUAAAUAAUUAUGGAAGGUUGGUGGAUUUACCCAAGUUUAUGCUCGCAACUGAUUAAAAUUGUAAUGACUGUCACUCUAUAAAGAAGUUUCCCAAGUGGGUUCUUGAUGACUGAAAAUAGACUUCUUAUAUGAGCCGCAUCACAACAAAACCAACAUAGUGCGUUUGUGACCAGCAUGGAUCCAGACCAGCCUGCGCAGUCUGAUCAGGAUCCAUGCUGUUCGCUUACCAACUCUAUUACAAAUAGAGAAACUGAUAGCCAACAGCAUGGAUCCUGAUCAGACUGUGUGGAUGCGCAGGCUGGUCUGGAUCAAUGCUGGUCGCAAACCCAUUAUGUUGGUUUUGUCGUGACGCGGCUCAUAUAUGCAUGCAUACAUAUUGCAUCCUCGCUGUUUUAAUUCCCUCGACCCAUCAACAAUAAGAUAGGGAGAUAAUAUUUAUUUAGGCUUUCUACCUGCCAGGAUGUUACAAAUCAUGUCAUCUCCAUAACCUUGUCAUGUCUUGAUGGAUUUUGAAAAUACUUUUGUAGAAAUUACACCAUCAUUGUCCUAUAUAAGUAUGGUGUGAAAAUCCAGGUCUGUUGUGAUAUCACUUACUACUCAUCAUUAUUGAAUGUUCAUCUUCUUUUGCAUACAUUUUAUGUAAUACAAACAGGGUAUUGGAAUGAACCUUAUAUACAUGUAUAUGGUAAAAUGGGACCAGAAAACAUGUGUUUUUUGUUUUGAAAAUGUGUUUUUUGAUUUGAAAAUGUGUUUUUUGUUUUGAAAAAUAAUUUGUAAUUUUAACCUUUUUCACUGCCAGAACUCUUAAUUACAAUUAGCUAUAUACCUAUAAUUUUUAUCCCAAAAAAUUACUUAUACAAUUCAUCGGACAGAAAAAUCUGUAUUAUGUUAGUGACAAUACGAUACCAUAUAUGGAAAUGCUGCACCUAUUUUUACAAUGGUUUCCAUCUUAGCUGUGGAUUACAUAACAUUUUGGAACAAAAAUUGAUAUUGCUUAGGGCUUGGCCUUUAAUGCAAAAAAUAUAUAUAUUCAUCUGUCAUUCAUGAAUUUUAUUUUUUGAAUGAUUUAUUUUUGUUUCUGAAACAACUGUCAGCACUUUAAAGAUAUAUUUAUAAUGCUCAUCCAUGAGUAAAAUAUUUUUAUCACAGAAAUUUAGUGAAAUCUAUGAAAUUCUAACUGAAUAUGUCUAAUAUGAAUAUAAGAAUGAAUAAACUAUGUAUAGGAAGCUGUGUUCCCUAUUACAUGUCAAGUAAAGUUGGUAUUUUCUUAAAAAACUGCCAGUUUUUUUUAAUGACACUAUAUAAUGACACUAAUAAUAGUGUGGAGGAUUUUAACAUAACAUAUCUACUUUGUGUAAAGUCAAAACAUGUUUAUUUAAUAUUCACAAAAAGACUGUGUAGCAAUUGUCAAUAUUUUCAUAUAUCAAAUUUGAGCAUAGUUUAUCUUUAAAGGUAAAGAAUAAAAGCAUAAUUAUGUUAUAGUAGCUUUCUGAGGCUGUGUAUUUUGUAACUGAUCGUGACAAUUUCGGAAAUUUUAUGUUAAUUUUCUGACGCUGCUCAUUGCAAAAUACAAAGCUAAUAGGAAGCUUCUACAACAUAACAUUCUGUAUAUAUUCACCUUUGUCAAAUAAUUAAGAAAUAAUAUCGGUCUUAGCGGUGUUUAUCGGCUAUUUAACACCAGUUUGAGGUUUUGAUGCCUGAGUGGUUAAUUUUUUCGCAUCAAAACGACAAAACCGGUGUUUAAUAGCCGAUAAACAUUCCAAUCAUGUUAAAAAUUUAAAUAUGUGUUAUCUCUACGUGUUGGUAUGGGCAUUGUGGUAAAAAAUGGGCAACUAGCCAGUUUUGUGAACAAGCCUUGAAGAUCACAGCAAGAAACUUAAGAGUUACUUAAGAAUUAAAAAUUUCUUUUUUUUUCUUUGUUCAAGGGGAUAAUCAUACAGGUAGAUAUAUGUAUAACUAUAGUCUCUUUGUUUUUUCUAGGUUAAAUGACGUAAUUUUUUUUAUUGGGUAGCUUUGUUUUUCCAUAGGGUAUUGCAUGUAUAUUUAUCAAUUAUUAUUAUAAGUAAAGGAAAAGGAUUUUUCUUAUAAGGAAUAUUGUGCUUCCAUAUUGUAUAGUAUAUAUACAUAUGCUUAAGGGAUAUUUAGCAAACAUGUGUUUAAAUGUUUAAAAGUUUGAGGUUUUCUCUAGGUUUUAUUUGUUUUGAAUCAAUAAUUGCAAUUUAUUGAUCAUUUGUGGAAAUGUUACUAUCUUUAUAUACUUUAUAUGGUUGCUACAAAUAAAUGUUUAAAAAGAUUUAACAGAUUUAAAAUAAUGUCAGUUAUGUUGUUUUUACCAAGAUUGUUAUUUUUCAUUUUAAGUGUACUACUUAGUUUGUAUUCUUAAAAUGAGCCCAAAACUUGCUGAAUUUCUUAAUGGACUUGACCAGCAAUAAUUGUUGGAACAGUCUAUUAUCAAUUUAAGGGAUAUCAAGAUGAAUAUUUAAAGAUAGUCAGUCAACAGUAUAGAGCCUGGAUGUACAGACUUGCCUGGCUUUAUACUGAAUACAAAGGCUAAUAUUUUUUUUUAAUUAUACAUGUACGGCUACUGUGUGAUAAUGAAAGUAAACAAAGUUUGUGUUUGAAAUUAAUAUUUGGGAUAUUUAGUAUAGUCAGAUUACAUAGUGAGUGAUAUUUUGUAUGUAAAAAAAAAUAAACUAACCUUUGAAA
This is a messenger RNA of Ruditapes philippinarum (Manila clam), 7507 nucleotides long. Its product is annotated as formylglycine-generating enzyme-like. Gene Ontology annotation, cellular component: endoplasmic reticulum. The record is from RefSeq and is a predicted model, not a curated record. Bases 53 to 1177 code for a protein of 374 amino acids. NCBI's taxonomy places the organism in Eukaryota, Metazoa, Mollusca, Bivalvia, Venerida, Veneridae. The transcript is spliced from 8 exons.